CGGACGGGAAGUGGCUGAUCGUCAAGUUCUUGCAGUUCUUGCAACCAGAGAAGUAUUCCACCGUACAGGCCGACAUGAUCGUCGGCCACUUCCACGUCGUGGACUGGCGGCCCGACCGAUACACGACGGUCAAGACGCUCCAGUUGAUGCUCGAGAAGUUGGGCGGCCUCAUAUGGAAGUACUGGCAGUUCGAAGAGCCCGCCGCCGCGGCCGCUCCCCCCGGCGAGGAUGAGGUCAGCGAGAGGAAGCGCAUCCUCACCGCUGGCUUCCAAUUCAUCAAGGAUGAGGAUCCCCGCGGGAAUUUUGACUGCGAGCAGCUCUUGUGGGUCGAGCACCAGAUGGUCGACCCGAGCAGCCCCGUCUACGCUUUCAAGCGGGAGCUGAUCGACAAAGUGCUGCGCAAGAUCUCCGAGCGCGACAACUUCGCCGUCACGCAGACGUACUACCCAUGUCUGCUCGGCGAUAUUCGGCCAGAAUACAUGGAGAUGGCGAGGUUCGGGAAAACGCCGCUGAUGACGAUCCUGGCGAUGGCAGUGGCUCGCUUCCACGCUGACGCCGCGGGCAAGGGUGACCUUGCAGCGGUCCGCACGUCUCCUGAGAUGGACUUCUUCAGGGGCGAGGUCGGCCAGAAGUGGGUGCCCUGCAUUUUCGACGACGGUGACUCGGGGGACAUCGAGGGCGCGUCGUCAAAUGACCAGCGCCCGCGCGUCCUGAAGUCGUUCUUUGACCCGUCGCAGGCGGAGGCUAUGACUUAUGUCCGCUGGGGAGCCACCAAGUUUGUGCGCGGCCAGGCGCGAUUCGGAGGUGACAACGAGUAUGACGCCGACGCGGAGCCAUCCGUGCGCGACUGGGCCCUGGCCACGCACAGCUUGGACCCCAAGGCGGAGACGACCAAGCACCUGCUCAGCAUGAUCAAGCCCGCGCUCCCACCGAACAUCUCGAUGUCGAACGUUGGCGCCAUGCUGAAGCGGUGCAACAUCGCUCUGAACACGCGGACAUAUGUGUUCUUCCGCCCCGCGGGCGUGAGCGAGGCCGUGCAGAAGCUGCCGCUUCUCGACGGCUACAUCCUCUCCUCCGCGGGGACUGCCCUGCGCGAGUUCCUCAAGAACGACAACAACCGUCGCGACCAGGAGGAAUUCGACCGCUUGCUGUCGUUCGAGAAGCGCGAGGUCAAACGCUUGAUGGGGCACGUCGAGGAGGACGGGAACAGCGCAGCGCCGUCCGCGCACGUAGCGCCAGUCGGCCGCGAAGGCACGGGCGGACGCGAUGGCGACUCGGAGCCCGAUGUAUUCGGCCUCGGCGGCGGCAUGGACGGCAGCGUUGAGAUCGCGGAGGCGGCAGCGGACGCCGACGGUUCAGUGGCGGCCGCGGCCGCGUCGACGCGCGGCCCCAUGCUCCAGGCUGCGCGCGCGCACGCAGGCUGGCGCAACGUGAUCCAGCACGACACCGUGGACGGCGUGGUCAUCCGCGUCGACGGCCUUUUCUUCAUCAGGAUCCACGACAGCGACGACGAGGGGCGACUCUCUCACGGAGACGCUCUGCGUGUCGGCGACGAGGUGACUGGCAUGACCGUCGCAACGGUCACUGGCGGGGUGGUUCGCCUGCGCGGCGGGGUCAAAGGCAAUCUCGCCCAGGUGGUGAAAGCCGGUGCUGCAGCUCCGCCGGCGCCAGCGACGAUUCUCUCGGGCGUGAAGGGAGAGCCCCCGUCGUCGCCGCCGCCGACUCAGGGCGGAUUGAUGAGGCACGGCCGCAGCUUUGGCGAUCGCCUGAAGCCUCCGAGGGCGCGCGAGAUCGAGCUACUGUCAUCCUCGCCCACGCCGAAGAAACAUCGGAGCGCCCAGAGAAUCGACGACGUCUUGCAGAACGCGGUGGAGGAGAUCAUGCGGGAUGAUGGGGUGGAUGGGGUGCGCUUGCAGAACAGCGGCAACGCCAGCGGCCCGUCUGGCGCGGGUGCGGCCAGCGAUCCAAGGGGGGCAGCGGCGACCUCCGCUGUCGGCGCGGCGGCGGUCCACCUGUCCAGUCUCGGCGGCGCGCGCAGCGCGCCGCGUGUCCUGUUGGCCGAGCCCGCUGAUUGGCCUGGGGCGAUGUGCGGAUACGUGGUGGAGGUGGGCACGCACUGCGAGCGCUACAUGCCCAUCGGCGCCGACGGCACCCAGAUGACGAAUUUCAUGCUGGAGGACGGCUUUGCGACGUGGGUAUGGCGCACGCAGGUCUCCAACAUGCGCAUGCUGGGUGACGGCGGUUGCGAAUCGCUACUCAUGAUGUUGCCGCCGCGCGUGAGGGGCCAUGUCUACGUGCAGCUGCACGAGCGCGGGUACCUGGGUGAGCCGAUGGCCUCGAAGGUGUACAUGGCGGGCCUCCUGCUCCUCGCUGGCGCGCCCGACCCGCACAUGCAUUAUUUUCAGCGCAAUAUGAACGCCGAGCACUUCAUCGCUGCUCACCCGUACCAUAGCGCCUGCCUGGCAGAGGCAUUGUCGUGCGCGCUGAGCGGUCUCGGCAUGGAGGUCGAGAUCUCCCGCGAUGGCCCCUUCACUCUGGAGGACGCCAAUGACGCGCUGGCAGAUUGCUCAAUGAAGCUGCGCGUCGCCUCUGCUGCUUUUCCGAAUGGCGAGUACAUUUUGCUCCACAGUUUUCAUUUCUCGCACAUCCGCCUCCUGGGCGGCAUCGCGAUGUGGAACAAUGGCCCGUGCUCCAUGAUCAUGCCGCGCGAGAUUGGCUGCAAGCUCCUCGGCCUGCGCAACGGCAUUGCGUGCGUGCUCGUGCAAGAGGGUGCAUCCAUGAAUUCGCCGGAUUUCUGGCGGCCCGCACUCGCGGGGGCAGGCAAUCGCUGA
Prorocentrum cordatum is the source of this 2831-nucleotide messenger RNA. NCBI's taxonomy places the organism in Eukaryota, Dinophyceae, Prorocentrales, Prorocentraceae. The record is from the annotation of a GenBank genome assembly.